Molecule: messenger RNA, 825 nt
Organism: Nylanderia fulva
Lineage: Eukaryota; Metazoa; Arthropoda; Insecta; Hymenoptera; Formicidae
Product: putative RNA/DNA demethylase ALKBH6
Cellular component (GO): nucleus
Source: RefSeq, a predicted model, not a curated record
UUUACGACUGCGUACGACUGAAGCUUCUGCUAGCUGUCAGUUUCAUCAAUUUUCUCGUGCUUGGCAAGGUGCCCAUUCGUUCGUAUUAUUACUAUUUAGAAAAAUUGUAAAAAUGAAUGAGGAACGGAGUUCCUUAUUGUUCAAUGCAGUAGUUUCACAGAUACCAGACACUGCGUGUUAUAUACCGAACUUUAUCACCGAGGAGGAAGAGAAACAAAUUAUAAAAUACAUAAAUAGUGUACCACAACCAAAAUGGACGCAAUUGAGUCACCGUAGAUUGCAAAAUUGGGGUGGCAUACCACAUUCUAAGGGAAUGAUAGCGGAAGAGAUUCCUAGUUGGCUUCAGAAUUAUAUAGAUAAAGUAACAGCUUUGAAUGCUUUUGACAGUGCAGUAUUACCUAAUCACGUUUUAAUUAAUGAAUAUUUAUCAGGACAAGGUAUAAUGGCACACUCUGAUGGCCCACUUUUUUAUCCUGUUGUAACUACUAUCAGUUGUGGUUCUCAUACAUUUCUUGACUUUUACAAACGGCUCGACACGACAGAGCAACAACUGCCCAAGUUAGAAUUCAGCUUAUUAUUAGAACGCAGAAGUCUAUUAGUUUUACAAAAGGACUUAUAUCACAAUUAUUUGCAUUCUAUAGCUGAAAGAGAUGUCGAUAGUAUAUCAGAAUCUUCAAUAAAAAAUUUACAUAUGUGUACAGGAAAAUUUACAGAAGGAGAAAUAAUGAAACGUGGUACUAGACUGUCUUUAACUAUUAGACAUGUACCAAAAACUAGCAAAUUAAAAUUAAAGAUUUUUUGAUACAUAUAUUUUGAUAUAUUAUC